This is a messenger RNA of Closterium sp. NIES-67, 1374 nucleotides long. NCBI's taxonomy places the organism in Eukaryota, Viridiplantae, Streptophyta, Zygnematophyceae, Desmidiales, Closteriaceae. The record is from the annotation of a GenBank genome assembly.
GCGUCCAAUUUGACAUCCCUGAUCCGUGCUUCCUCUCAUCCUCUUUCCCUCUCACAUCUCCUUCCUCUCGCCCUCUGGACCCAGAGACAGAGCACGAGCAGUAAUCGUCUCCUGUGUCGUUCGUUGCCCGUCGCUUACUCGUCACGCUCCCAUCUCCCCGAGUCUUCUUUCCGUCCUUUGUUAAGGUUUAACAAAUCCAUGGGGGCCCGCAAAGAAACGUUUCGCUGGGGAGAUGCGGAAGAGGAAGAGGAGGGAUUAGAUUCCGUCCUCCCGCCGUCGCAGGUGAUCGGUCCCGACGAGAAGGGGAUUAAGAUCGUUAUCGAGUGGCGUCUUAACGACGAAGGUCAGCGCGUGAAGGUGACGAAGAAGAUACGCGUUAAGAAGCAACUCAAGAAGCUGAAGCCUGAAGUCAUUCGCCGCCGCGGCCUGAAGAAAUUCGGCGACGCGAUCGGACAGGUCGGCUCGGACUUGUUCACCAUGGUCUCGACGGAGGAGAUUUUCCUCGAGCGCCCCAACCAGGCGCAGUCGAAGCAGGAGGAGCAGGCCAAACCCUCCGGCGAUCUCGCGGCGAUCGGGAGCGCGUCGCUCAUGGUUUGCCGCAUCUGCGGGAAGAAGGGCGACCACUGGACGUCCAAGUGCCCCUUCAAGGACCUCGCCGCCGCGCGCGGGCUCGCGGUGGGGGAGAAGUUCGACGAGGACGGCGCAACGCCCUCGGCGUCCGCCGCGCCGUCGGGGAAGACGUCGUACGUUCCGCCGUCGCUGCGCGCGGGCGGCGCGGCGUCGCGCGCGGGCGAGGACAGCGGCGGCGGCGGGAGGCGCGGAGGGCGGGAUGACUCGAACUCGGUGCGCGUCACGAACCUGUCGGAGGACACGCGCGAGCAGGACCUUCAGGAGCUCUUCGGCCCGUUCGGGCCGGUCUCGCGCAUCUACGUGGCGUUCGACCGCGAGACGGGGCUCAGCAGGGGGUUCGCGUUCAUCAACUUCAUCAACAGGGAGGAUGCUGUUCGUGCAAUCAACAAGCUCGAUGGUUACGGUUACGACAAUCUCAUUCUGCGUGUAGAGUGGGCAACACCUCGAGCAGAUCGCGGCUAGAAUUUACCUUCUCCUUUUUAUGCAUCCUCCAUGCAUCUACUACACUUGCACCGCUUCGUCUUCCCAACUAUCGUAGUACCAGUAUGCGCAUCUAAGAUGGACCAGUGUCCCUGUAGGAGAGUGUCCUGUGUUUGGCAAGAGGCUGUCACCUGGUUUCCAAAUUUACAGCCAGUGUGACCCAUGCCUUUCUUCAGCUAUGUGAAACGCCAGCUGAAAUUUUUGUAUGUACCGGACAUCCAAUAGGUGAAUUGCAGAAAGCAUGUAUCCUGUAGCCAGCAUGCA